This is a messenger RNA of Alexandromys fortis (reed vole), 14526 nucleotides long. RefSeq names its product NHS like 2 (gene Nhsl2). The record is from RefSeq and is a predicted model, not a curated record. The transcript is spliced from 9 exons. The coding region runs from base 1668 to 5402 and encodes 1244 amino acids. Gene Ontology annotation, biological process: cell differentiation. Lineage: Eukaryota; Metazoa; Chordata; Mammalia; Rodentia; Cricetidae.
AUUUAAUACAUAAAGCCAAUGACCAUAGCCAUCAUGUCACACACUACACAUUUUGUGUAGCAAAACAUUUAAAAACAUAAACAGAAUUUCAAUAUACCACUUACAGAGAUUUAUUUUAUUGUUUUAUUGUAUAAGCGUGUGCGCCGUGUGUGUGGUGACUGCAGAGGUGAGACGAACACUUGGGACGAAUCACCUGGAACUGGAGUUACAAACAGUUGUGAGCUACCAUGUAGGUGCUGGGAAUUGAACCAGCAUCCUCUGGAAGAGCAGGCAAUGUUCUUAACCACUGAACCAUCUUGCCAGCACCUGCAGAGCUUCCUUGAACUGUCUAAGGAACAACUGAUUUUCUGAAGCAAAGAAUGGAAACAGUCCACAUAGUAUUAGUGCAGACACAAGUAUUUUGUUCCAAAUAUUUUGCUCAUAGGUUCUGCAGGUUUAUACUUAACAGAGCAUUUAUAGGAUGGAAAGUGAGAGAAGUAGAAAAGAAGGAACAUCCCAAAUCAGAGUAGAUUAGUGGAGAAUCAAAAGCAAGCUCAGUGGGAGAAGUUCUGAGUGGAAACUUGCCAAGUGCACGCAGACACACAGCACACUAAAGGCUCGCUAGUUUGCUGAGUACGCUUUGCCUUCUACAAAUUUGAGAAAUCGGGGUGGGGGGAAUGUCUGCAUUGAAAACACAGCUCAGCUCCUGAAGUCCCUCUUCUGGGAUCCCACAGGAGCUCACUGUGGCCAAGUAUGAAAUCCAUCCCAGUUGCCAGGCCUUCUCCUCAAAGCAAACAGCUCUGGGCUCCCUAUUAGAUUAAAAUACAAACAAUGUCCCUCAAUCCCAAUAGAAUAGAUUAUUCCACGAAAUGUUGUUGUUACUAUUAUUAUUCGUUCAUUCCUUUACAAGCAGGCGGAGACAGUGCUGCUCCUCAGAGACACUGCCCUCCUGAGCAGUCAAAUAAGGUACUCGGUUCUCUCCUCUAAAUUUCCAAGGCUCUGGCUGCUAGUUCGCUGUACUCAUAGUCCGGUGUGGGUUGGUGCGUGGCAUCGAGUACACAUUAGAAGGAAAACUAGAUGCACGGUGCCAGACUAUUCUGCCUGUCUCUGCUGUGACUCUCUGGUGUGGACGCCGUUUGCAGUUUUAGUUUUACAAAGAGGAAAGUUUAAGUUAAGAAACAAAGCAGAAAACAACCUUAACCAUCAGAACUGGGUCUGAAGCUCCUCAGGAGGAUGCGGGCGCAUUCCGUGCACCGACCAGCACAUCCUCCACAACACAGAUUCACGCAGACCUUCCUUCUUUAACUCUCAGCUCCUUCUUUCUACUCCUACUUCCUUUUUUCUUUUCUUCCAGAUCAAGCGUUAAUCUGCGAAUUUCUGACCGCAAAAGAAAAAAAAAGGGGGGGGGGAAUCCUGAAGUAGCAGAGCGAGGGAGGAGGAGGAGAAAAGCAGGGAGGAGGAGCCCAACAGAGACGAGUCAGAGGGACUGGUGGCUCCUGCGAGUAUGCAGCCCGCGGGGAGCCGGCGCUGCAGGCUGUGAAGCCUCCCGCCCGCCCAGUCACCCGAGCUGCUCGCCCGUCCGCGUCUAGCGUCUGGGGCCCUGCUCCACUCAGACCGCGGCCGCCUCUCGGGAGCCAGUGGCGCUACAAGGCUAGCGGGCCACAUCGGUCCCCUCGCCGGCGCCCAGGAUGCCGUUCUACCGGCGCACGGUGGUGCCCCAGCGUCUGUGCCCGCGCAACCCGCCCCAGCCACUAACCGAGCUCCGCGACGUGAGCCACCUGGCCGCGCUCAGCCUGCUCCGCCAGCUCGCAGACCUCUGCGGCCACUCGCUGGCUCUGCUCGAGGACCUCGAGGGGCACCUGCUGGCCCUGGGGCGCCGCACCGACAGCCUGUACCGGCGCACCGUGCGUCUCCGCCGCCGUCUUCCCUGUCGCCUGCUCGGCCCGGAGGACGACGAAGAAUUGCUAGGUGCCUGCCACUGGGUGAAUGGAAUUCGCAGCCAGAGGGCAAGGGAGCUUGUGGAUGCAGCCAGCACAGCUGCAGCUAACUCGGGUCGGGAAAAUGCGACAGCGACUGCCCACUCGAGGUCGUCAUGGCGACAGCCAGUGAACGUGUUCCUCUCCUCGGGCAGGCCCCCGAGUGUAGAGGAACUGCUUCGCGAGGCGCAGCUCAAUCUCCAGAGCCUGUUGCAAGAAGAAUAUGAGGAACAGUAUUCGGAGGCCAGACUUCUGGGGCAGACCUUCCGCUCUUCUGAUGAGGCCCCUGAGCCUACUGCCAGCCAAAGGCCCCAGUCUACCAAGCGUCUGGAGUUUGUAUCGAUGCCUGCAAAACGGCAGCUGAGCGAGGAUGAGACCACGACCCAGGGUGUGAGGGCCCCCGAGGCCUGCCUGAGCCUGUCUACAGCCGACAAGCAAACUGCCUGGAAUGGCCCCUUCCCUCUGCCCAUCCUAAAGGAGAAGCGCUGGCUUCAACCCUGCCCCACGCAGUCCGACCUUGUGCCCAUCAACAUCUCUGGGCAGCAGUUUGAUAGACAUGCAAGUUUUCGACACUCGUUGUUUAACACAGAGACAGCCGUGAACCCCAAGUCCACCCUGAGGCGGAGGCGGACCAUUAUUGGAUUCUCUAACUUUUCUCAGCGAGACCCAGGGCACAGCACCAGCCCGGUAGGCAGCCUGGCCUCAGACAUCAGGCCUGGCCACUCGGCUCCACAAGUUGUUCAGGGAAGAGUUGCUAUUGGGCAGGAAGCUCGGUUUCCAAGUCUCACCUCGCCAGGACUGAGACACUCAUCGAGUGAGCCUGCAGACCCUCACCAGGCACGUGGUGGCCCAGACCCUCCUGGUACGGAGAGCAUGGCAAUGGUGUACAGUGUCCCCAGUUCUUGCAAUGGACCAACAGAGUCAACGUUCUCCGCUUCCUGGAAGGGAGAUGCUUUCACAUACAUGACUCCAAGUGCCAGCAGCCAGAGCAAUCAAGUCAGUGAAAAUGGAAAAAAUCCUUCCUCUGGGAAUUCUUGGGUCUCUCUGAACACACUCCCACCUCUGGUCCCUAAAGAGGCGGCUACCCUCUUUGUCACCCGUGAUAACCCAGCAGGAUGCACUGGGUUACCCAGCUACUCUGAGCACCCCACUCAACGAGGGCAAAUACCAGAAAGACCUCCCAAGAUUGGCCUCCUGGCCCGUGGUACCUCAAGACUGGAAACAGGCCCAGGUGGAACUAACAGAUUCCGGGAGCGGUCACUUUCUGUGCCCACGGACUCAGGUGUCACCUCAGUGGACUAUGGUGAAGAGCAGAAGAAGGCUGGUGAGGCCUGCAUCCUGCCUUACGCCAGUGCAAACUCUGAAGGCAGUAACAGUACCGACAACAUUGCAGCCCUCAGCACUGAGCAAGAGGCGCAGCACAGGAGACAAAGAUCCAAAAGUAUUUCACUCAAGAAGGCCAAAAAGAAGCCCUCUCCACCCAUGAGAAGCGUCUCACUAGUCAAAGAUGAGACAGUCCUCCCACCAGAAGGUGAAUUGGCACUGCCCAAGGACCAGAGGCCCAGGAGCCUUUGCCUCUCCUUGGAACACCAAGGGAACCAUUCAUCUCACCCAGAUCCUCAAGGUCAUCCAUCUGGGCCAACUCUCAAAGAUCCAGAAGGUUCACAGUUCUCUCACCACUGGUAUCUUACUGACUGGAAGUCUGGUGACACCUACCAAUCCUUGUCCAGCUCCAGCACAGCCACUGGCACCACAGUCAUUGAAUGCACUCAAGUUCAGGGAAGCUCGGAGUCUCUGGCCUCCCCUUCCACCUCCAGAGCAACAACACCCUCCCAGCUCUCCAUUGAGGUGGAAGCCAGGGAAGUAGCCUCUCCUGGAAGGCCCACUGGACUGAUGUCCCCUUCCAGUGGCUACUCGAGCCAGUCAGAGACACCCACACCCACUGUCUCCAUGUCCUUGACCCUGGGCCACUUACCGCCUCCAAGCACCAGUGUCCGAGUACGUCCGGUGGUACCAGAAAGGAAGUCAUCACUGCCCCCGAUGUCACCAAUGGAAAAAAUCUGCAAGUCACGGUUAUCAUUUGACCUACCAUUGAGCUCUUCAACCACCCUGGAUCUGUCAGGGAUGAGUAUCUCCAUCCGCAGCAAGACCAAGGUGAGCCGCCAUCACUCUGAUACCAAUUUUGGAGCCAAACUGGCGCAGAAAACUAGUCCAAACCAGCCAAUCAUGCCCAUGGUUACUCAGUCUGACCUCCGUUCUGUUCGCCUGAGGUCAGUCAGCAAGUCUGAGCCAGAAGAUGACAUUGAGAGCCCAGAUUACACCGAGGAACCUGGAGCAGAAGAAGUCUUCACCUUGCCGGAGAGAAAAGUGAAACCUCCCAUAGCUGAGAAACCGCCACUGGCCCGAAGGCCUCCAAGCUUGGGUCACAGGCCACCCUCGCUCCCUGGGGAGUAUCCACUAACUUCUCCUACUAUGGCUAUGACACCCAGGAGCUCCGUUCCACACGUGAAGCAGCUCCCCCAAGACAGCUACACAGUGUUGCGGAAACCAAAGUCACCUAGCUUCCCCAGUGGCAGGAGCCCUGGGGAGUCUACAGCACCCUCCACCCUUGUCUUCACACCUCUUGCCAGUUCCUCUGGUGCUUUCUUCUCAGGAACACAGCAACCUCCCCAGGCCAGUGUAGAAGAUGGGGGCCCCAAGGUGAGAGCCCUGCCAGAAAGAAUCAGCCUCCAGAGCCAGGAAGAAGCUGAGAAAAAGAUGAGCAAGAUUCCACCUCCUGUACCAAAAAAGCCCAGUGUGCUCUACCUGCCUCUCACCCCCCCUGUAGCUCAAAUGGAUGCCGGUAUGGCCGAGCCAAGGCUGCCUUUCAGCCCCAUCAUCACCUUAGAGGAAGAUACCAAGUGUCCCUCCACUGAGGAUGACCCGAAGUCACCUGAUAAGACGAUGACUUCCACUCUUCCUGUUGACGGUGAAAAGGAGGCCGUCUCUCCAGGGAGGACUGUGGAACCAAGUGCCGAAGAGAAAAGUUUAAUCAGUGAUAAGACAGCCGAAUGGAUCUCAGAGGAAGACGAUGACGUGUUUGUGGCUUCGCGCACGACUGAAGAUUUAUUUACUGUGAUACACAGGUCCAAAAGAAAGCUCCUGGGCUGGAAAGAGCCUGGGGAGGGCUUCCCGGGCAGCAGACCCAGCUCCCACUCACCAGUGAAGAACACAGCUGAUUCUCCCACCACUGAGUCUGCUGCUGCCACAGGGCCAAGUGGCAGUGCCUGCCUAGACGCUGGCAGAAAUGAUGAUUUCAAGGCCCUGCUCCAGAAGAAGGGAAGUAAGGCGACUCCUAGGACCCGCCCCUCAGCGGCCGAGCUGCUCAAGACCACGAACCCUCUGGCUCGAAGAAUCAUUGCCGAGUUCUCAAAAGACUAUGAACCCACUGACAGCCCCAGUACCUAAGCCCUGCUUCUUAUUCACUAGGUCUGAGGAGAGCAGGGGAAAGAGAGAGGGCUUCAGAAAGGAACCAACCACAGGAAUGACAAAACAUUCUGUCUUUGACAUUAACUCAUACUCUGGACAGCAGAGAGGCCAACACAACACACCUGUGCUCCCCAGGCACUCUGAUAGGCUUCAGACCAUCUGCGUUUCCAUGCUUACCAUGGCUGAUCAUCGGUGUUCUUAAAUUCUCCCAGCGCUGUGCAGUAAGAAGAGAUCCUCAGAUUUGGGAGCCCGUAUGCCAGCUUUUUCAAUGUCCUGGCUGUUUUGUCCAUUGGCUCCUGUUGCUGAAAGGCACGGUGGGAGAACAGAUCGGGGACCUUCCAAACCAGGGCUGGGGACAGAGGCACCAAUCCCACUGCUGAUUAUCUCCUCUCCUGGGGUGGCUUUGAUGGCCCUAUGUGAAAACCCAGACAGACACCGAGGCCUCCUCAACCCCAGAGGGAGCUCUGCAGGAGGCGUGCACUAAUUUCAGCGUGGGGUUGAUUGGAUGGCUUCUGUGGUGCAAACAUGAGAGUGACUGUCUAAAACUCCAUGCCUUUUUCAGUUUGAUUGUCUAUGCGGAGAUCAGGGUGAUGAGUUUCAAUAAACUUCUAGGAUUUCCCCCUCCCCCAUUAGCUAGAAAAGAUGGGACUGGGUGGCUUUGGCUGAACCAAGCUUUGCAAACGAACGGGACAUUUGUUCGCUUGCAUCUAGCCAAGGUAACUCGCAUGCGCGCCUUGAGGUCAUUCGAGUGUCUGUCAAUGUGGGUAGCCAGGAUCUGUGCCAAGCUCAUGCUGUAGACUCCAAGAACUCUCAUUUCACUCGCAUGUAACAUUCAUUACAGGAAGUAAUUAGGCGAAGGACUGGCAUCAUCCGAGGCUCCAGGAGUAGAACGGAAAUGUACCUUGCCCCACACCGUUCGAUUCAGAGUGUGCUUUUUUGUGGUUCUUUGGGUUUUUUGUCAAGGAAAUCUGACUCUGUUUCAACGAUCAAGAACCUGUAGACUGAAAAAGAUCUACGUUAAAUCAAAAAGAGAGCCCAUAAUUCAAGAAGGCUACGUUUUGCCAUUUAGGUACUGCUGUUUGGCCAACUUUCAGCUUGCCACGGCAGGGGGGCGGGGGGAGCAGCUAGGAUAAAGAGGAUACUGAAAGAGUUCCAAAACAAUCACAAUUACCCCUUCCCUUCCAAAGCCAACAGGCACGGGCUGUUCUUGUCAACUCGACUUUGUAAGUAGAGCAAGAGCACCUGAUCUCCGAACACCUGCUUUCCGAGGGGCUGGGGACAAACUGAGCAGAGCACUGAACAGAGAACCUGCUGGCCAGUGUUGGGAAGUUCUUUGUCUUCUGCCCCCAAAGGGCCCAAAGGAACUGAACUUGUAGUGUGCUUUGCAAAAAACAAACAAACAAAAAUGGGCUUUGACUCAUCGCCCGCACUCCCUGCGCUAAAACAUUCCUUGCUCAGUCUCCCGGAGGAAGCAGUAAGGAGUCCAUUUUGAUAGGUCACACUCCUCACCAAGGAGAAGCAAACUGUUAGCUCUACUGCCCACACUCCAGCAAGGCAAAGUGGCUGCAAAACUACCCCGAGUACUGAGAGGACUCGGGUCUCUGGCGUAGAAGUCCUAGGCUGAGGCCCUUGCUUGGGUGGCUCUAGUUCCGAUUGGUCAAAUUCUAGACAAAUGGAAAGAGCUCAAGCUCGCCAGCUCUCUUCCAGCUAGCACUUCCCUCUCGGGUCUAGAAAGAAGCCACUUAAAUAAUCAACAGUUAGGGGAACUCUGGAAGCGCUUAAACCAGUUAACAUGAAGAUCUUCUAAGCCAAGUUUCACGAGUCAGACCGGAAUGCGGGAUAUACACUUUGAAGCACCGCACCUGGGAGACGGAGACAGGCAGACUUCUGUGAGUUUGAAGCCAGCCUGAUGUACAUAGGUAGUUCCAGGAUGCCAAGGUUCCAUAUUGAGACCCUGACUUCAGUCUUGGCCUUGGUUUAUACAUAACUACCACACCUGACUUAACUCAGAAUUCCAAAAGACAGAGGCGUUUUCCUCUGUAGGAAAAUGAAGGAGUGGAGUGCCCUUGCUUCUGCCUAUCAGGAGAAAAAGUUCCCUGGGUCUGCUCCACAGAACCGUUAUGAAUCAAUCAUUGAAUUCUAAAGUUUGAGCUGUAUAGGGCUUGCUACUUUUGCUGAUGAUUUAUUUGAAGUGUCUUGUUUGUUCCUUCUCAUGGGUUUGGCCUCUCCCCUCACCUUGCUACCUCUGGAGGUUCCCCCCAAAAGAUUCUAAACUGAAUGCUUGACUGCUUGAGGUUGUUUCAGUGACCUGAACCCCUGCUCUCCUCUAUACGACUAUGUAUGCCUGGAAUGUUUAGAACAUUUCCUUGUCACUAUGACCCCCAGAAGCCCAACUAGCACAAGAGAUUUGGGGCAGAGGCUUUACAGUCAGUGGAAACACUUUGGACUGGGAGUAGUCGUUCUGUCCCUCCAGGCUUGGCAGGGAGUAGACCUAGUCCUACGCAAACAACCAGAUUGUUAAAUAAUAAUAGUAACUAAAAACAGUCAUUGAUUAGCACAGCACCAAGCAUCUUUCUGAAUACUUAACCGCUCUCCUGUUCCUAUUAUCAUAAACAUUAUCUCUCUCCCCUGAGGACAAUGUGUGCUGCCCAGGAGGCUGGAUUGGGAGGGGGACCCCUUUCAGGAAAGUCUCAGGGAGGUUGCUGCCACUGCUGUGACACACGGCACAUGGAAAGAAAGAGAGGGACCUCUAAGGCUGGCACACACACAGUGAGUCGGAGGGAAAUGAAAGGGGGUUCAGGUGGUCAGCCUCUGCUUCAGGCUCUUCCUAUCCCCUUGUUUUCCUCCAGCUCCAGCCCUCAGUGGCAGGUGGCCCUGUUAGAAGAGCUUUGGUCCAGUCAAGGGUGGGGGGAGACCCCCCCAGAGGCAGUUAAUGUGUACCUACGUGCUUUGCAUUUGGUGGCUAUGUAUUUGUGGUUCAAAUGUGAGUGGCGGAGAGCAUGUUGGUCUUAAUACAAAGGCUGGCUUUGCUUGUGGAUCCUCCCCGUUGCCUGUACUACUGGCCUGCCUGGGCCUCUCUCGCCCUCCUGGCUCCAGCUUGUCUUUCAGUCCUAACACCCAGGAACUGCACCAACGAGACCAGCAGCUCAGCCACAAAGGAGUCAAGGCCUCAGGCAGCCAGUUCAUUCACAGUAGCCUCACGACCACAAGGUUGAUCUGGAAAAAAAUGACCUUGAAUGUACAAAGACGGGCAAAUCUCCAAGGUUCCCCCAACAAGCAUUCUGCCUGGCAUCUACGUCAUCAAGACAACAGAGAUCCAGUUGUGUACCUGUCACUCUGAGCAGAUCUCCCCAGGCACCCGCCCCCUCCUCACCUCCGAACCAGUCAGGAAAAAGACUCGGUACCACUCAGUGCUCUGUUGCUCACUACUUCCGCCCUCUGUGUUUGCCAAGUCUGUGGCAUAAUGGUGAGCUUUUCCUUUGCUAUGAUUUGCCAGGGCCAGGAUUAGGGUGAGGCGAUUGGGGAGACGCCCCACUCUCAAGGCCCCCGCCAGUGCCUUACCCUUGCCACGGCCCUGUGAUUUGCGCUCUGUAAAGUAGUAUGAGUUGCUCUUUCUUCCUCUGAGUGUAGUUCUGAUUUGGGGGCAGGUUUUGCGCCAAAUGUUUUCUUGCUGUUUCUCCAUUGGUUGCCAGCAGCCUUUAUAUGCGUUAAAGAAUCUUCAGUAUUAUCACAAACAUUUCAGCUGGCAAGUUAGCGCCCCGUUCAGGAGGAGCACGAGGGCCAGAGAACUUCAACAGGAAGUUGAGGUCUGCCCAUGUGGCCUUCUGUCUGCUCUUUCUGCUCCCUUCUCCCUUGUAGUCCUUGUGGCCCAGCACCGAUUCUCCUCAGUGCCUCCUACUUCGUUCUCCUCCUAAGAAAAACAUGCUCUCAGGAAAGGGAUGAAUUCAUUGACUCUGAGACUGGGAGGCUUCAUGCUACCUUUUUCGAGGGUUGCUUGCAUUUUAACAGGGGAACAGCCUUAAGCCAAAGGAAUGAAGUCCUUGCAGAAUGUUAGAUGUCACCUAGUUGUACAAGUUCUUUUUCACCGUGGAAAGACCAGACUCCCUGACAGCUGACUCCAGAGGAUAGAACCUCUGGUCUUCUCCUGGAAUCAUUGGAGUUAGUAGCUGCUGGUCAAUUAUCUAGAUAACCCUGUGCUAUUUUCCUACCAAGGGAUUCUGAGAAAAAGCUACUUACAAGCCUCUGAGAAGGCCUAGAUCAAGCACUCCUAUUGUACAUUAACAUGUUUGUGUAAACGGUAUUAAUACUACUUACCACUUAGGUAAAAGACACAAAGAUUUAACAAGUUUGUGAAGUGUGUCCUGUUUGUGCAAGGUGACUCGGCCGAGUCCACUUCUUACCGAUGUCAGUCGUCCAGUAUCAGUGGUGGUUAUUAAACUGCGUGGGGGCCUAGUUACUAAGCACAGGCCUCCACUACCCCUCCUGCGGUUCGUCUCUGUGGUGCGCUAUGACUCCAGCUUGGUGUGAGAAUGAGACCUUUUCUAAAGCAGAGCCCCAGUCCCUAAUGCCUUUGCAUGUAUUCAGCUCUAAGUGACCAAGAUAGGAAGGAUUUAAGAGGACAAGCGAGUAGGAAAGAGGUACAAAACAGUGCCUUUGUCAUAAGUCAGCAGACAGUGUGAUGACUUUCACGUGACUUGAAACAAGCAAGUCAACUAUUUUAAAAUACUUUGAAAUCAGUUUGUAGAGGACUAUGGUUGCGAGUGGUUUUUGAACACAUGUUGGAGGCACUUUAAUAAGUUUAGCAAAAAAGAAAUUUGCCUAAUGAAGACUGUGUGAAAUAAAUAUAUACCUUUGUUUGGUAAAGGCCCAAAUCUAGGCCACUGGUUCUCAAAGGAUGGUCUUGGAAUCACCAAGAGCAACAUAUGAGAGAAGGAGGGGGAGAGACAGAGAGAGAGAGGUGUCACACCUUUAAGUCCUCUGAAUCGCCAGAGCCACGCCUCUCUGCAACAGGUUACCUUUCUGACCUUUAGUUACAGUUAGCAGUCCAGUCUCUGGCAAAGAAGCAUGUCUAGCAUCUUCUUGCUCCGCUACACAUUUGUCUGGCGUUAAGAAAGUGUCAGAUUGAAUCAGGCCCAUCUGGCCUGGUUUGGGAUUUUAAAAUAGUAACAACAACAACAAAACCUGUGGUGGUGGUGGUGAUGGUUGCAUUUGGUAGGACCAGUCCUUAAAUGAACGUCCUCACCACCGUGAUUGUUCUCUCGGAGGGCUCUUGCAGAAAUGGAUUUGCUUCUGAGGCUCUGCCUGAAGGCUAAAGUGUGGCAUUUGAUAGUAGUGAUCUCCCCCUACAGGGAAACAAACACCUAAACCAGAACAACCAGUUAACCCCUCUCAGCCUCUUUGUAAUGCUAAGCUUUAUAGAAAUUUAUUCCGUAUGUGGUCUUGAGAUUUUCUAUGUCCAGUUUUAUAAAAUGUUCUGCAUGCCAAUACAGCAUUGUGGUCACGUCAAAGCCAUUCCUCCUCCGUGUGUGUGCUGGUGAAGAAAUACCAACAUGUAUGUUUUGAUGUUUCCUGAUCAACUGUAAAUUACAUUUUCAUUAAUUUUUAAUUGAGAUAUAUUUACUCUGGCUAACAGUUAAAAUUUUAUUCUUUUUAUUAUCUUUCAUUGCUACUUUUUUCUACUGAUUCCAAGGCUUACUUUGGGGGGAGAAUUUCUUAUUUCUAGAUUGUUGUAUCUCUUAUUUCUAUAUUUAUCUAUAAUCACAGAGUGUAAGAGCUGAAAGGGACCAAUCUCCCUCGUUUCAUAGAGGAAAUUAAGGCCCAGAUGGGUCAAACGGCUUGCCGAAGGUCACACAAUGAGUCUGAGGCAGGGCCCAGCCUCAAUUCUAGGUUGCCUGCCUCUGGGAUGAAUGUUUUAUCAUUUAAAUCAGUAUAUUUAUGAAGGACCCAUGACUGGCUUCUACUUGUCUGGCUCAUUAAUUUCCCAGGUAUUUCAGUGAAAAAAAAUCUAUAUGCUUUAAAAGGAACGCUUUGUUCUUCAGUUAAUGAAUCCAAAGAAAAUCUGGUUUUUAGUUUAGAAAAUCAUUUCCCUCCAUGUUUGCUAUCUGUGCCCUACUUUGUACAGUGGAUGUUUCCCCUAAAAGCUGUGGGGGGAUGGAUUUAUAUAGAGCAAAUUUCAUUUUUUAGUAGGAAAGCUUCCCUGUGUAAGGGAAUCUUCUAGGGGCUUUUUUGGAGAAACAAAACUAAACAGAUUCCUCUUGUCAUUUGUUCCUUUAGGUCUUUAAUUACUUAUUAGUGUGAUUUUUUUUUUGUACUUGCUUUUAUUUAAAGUAGGGCAAACCAGUGUUAGCUUUCCUAGAAUUUACUAGAACCUUACCUUCCUAAUCUUUUUGAGAAAUCUUUAGACUGUUAUAUGCUUAUGAGCUAUUCAAUUGUAUUCUAGAAACUUCACCUGACCUGACAUUUUGCCAGUCCCUGGGCUCAAAUUCCAUCUCUAUCUGAUCAUAUAAGAACAGAGUUCCCUAAUCAGUACUUAUCUCUACAUAUGGUCUCUUUUCCAGAACAUUCUUUGCCCAGUGUUCCUUCCUGUGCUCUUACUUUAGCCAUCUCAGGCCUCUUUCCUAAAUCACACAUACCUCACUGUCCUGUGCACUUUUGGACACUGCACCUUGAGGGCCGGGCUAGUCAUCCUGAGCAACAUCUCCAGUUACUUCCGUGUGCCCAUUUUUCUUGGAUCUCUCCCGGUUUCCCUUCCCAGACUCAAAGGCAUCUCUCACCAGAGACUGCUGGGAUUUUCCCAUCAUUUCAGGAAAUCAAUGAACUUUCCCUUCAAAGGGCCUGAGAGGAAUUGUUUUAGUCUUUGUGGGUCAUCUAUGGUUUUUGUGACAGAUUCUUUCUUGUUGCUGAUGGUUCAUUCACUCGUUUUACACCCUUUGGAACAUCUGAAAACCAUUCUCAGCUCACAGGCCAUGCAAGGCUGACCCCCGAUCCACACUACCAUUUUUUGACUGUCCCCAUUGUGAAAAGUGGACAAGGGCUGGCAUGAUGGAUCAGCACGUAAAGGUGUCUGCCACCAAGCCUGAUGAUCAAUGGGAUCUAAGUUUGAGUGGAACCCACGUAGUGAAAGGAGAGAACCCCUGCAAAUUAUCCUCGGACCUCUGUAAGCAUGAUAUACACAGGCUCACACACACACAAAUAGAUAGAUGUAAUGCUAGAAGAAGGGUUUUUGUUUUGUUUUGUGUUUGGUUUUGUUUUUCGAGACAGGGCUUCCUCUGUAGCUUUGAGGCUUGUCCUGGAACUAGCUCUUGUAGACCAGGCUGGCCUUGAACUCACAAAGAUCUGCCUGCCUCUGCCUCCAGAGUGCUAGAAGCCACCACCGCCAGGCUUCUAAGAAGGUUUUUUAGGUUGAGUCUUGUACCAGAGGCUGUCGCGCACUGCCUCACAUACGCUGUACCAUGAAACCAGUCUGCUCACAUCAGGACACGAAGAGGUGGGGGGGGGGGCUGCAUGUGACAGUCUUUCUCCAUGUCCCCUGUCACUAAGUAUAUUGAUAGAGAACACCUUAUUUCCUCCUACGGAUCUAGCCCGUUCAUUGUGCCUCUAUUUGCCCAAGGUUGGGGUAAGGUGGUAGGAACGUUUCCUUAGGUCUUUUGUCCUGUCCUUGCUCUCCCUGUCUUGGGCCACCUGGUCAUAUCCCACACUGCCGUCACCAGUUUAGGGUGCUGUCAUUCAAAAGUCUGAUAGCAUACACCCUAAGAGUCCAGUUCAGUUUACAAUUUCCUGGAAAAACCACCAACUUCCUGGUUCCACAGGCUUGUUUUAAAACCCAGAAUACACACAUAUCUCUGUCCUAAUACAAUUGAGACCUAGCACUAGACAGCAUGGAACCCCAGCAAGAAACCUAUAGGGUACAGGAAGUAUCUGUGCUACAGUGUCUCCAGCCUCCUGAAUCCCCAUCGGCUAAAGUACUUCAUUGCAUCCCUCCAACCGAUGGGCAUCCGACACAUCACAUCCUGUUUCCUUCACUUCGGCUACCGUGCUAUCCUCCCCCUCUCUCACACUUUCAGGAACUGGAGUUCAGAUUCACAGUUCUCACACUUACCGUGUGUGAAUUGGGGUGUACUGCGAAAGCGUGCACCUGUGUGCGUGUUUUCUGCACCUGGCUGUGAAUCACACCUGAGCACAUGCACCAUAUAUACAGCGCUCUCACUGGUCCUCUGGUCCAGGACCAGAUCUAACGAGACUGGUCAAGGAAGGAAAUAGUGGGGGAUCCUGAGGCAUCUCUCUUCCUGUCCUCUGAGAGCUUCUUCGCAUUGGCUUGGGCUGGCUCCUCUCGCAUGGAGGCCUUUAAAGAACUCCUCUAUGUCAUUCCUGGGCAGGCAGCAUCCACAGAGCCAGGAAAUCAUUGCAUGUGGACUCAGUUACUGGGACAGAAGCGUCAUCUCUUCCAGCUCAACAGAUGCACGUCUCUGGUCCUUUAGCUUAACUUCUGUCAUUUGAGCCCAGGGAUCCACUCAUUUCUUGAAACCUAAAUUUUCAAACAUCAGACUCGAGUAAUUUUCAGGGUUUCCUUUCUCAGAGUUCCCAUGAAGUGGUUCAUUUCUGCCUUUUCUUUAGAGUUUGCAGAGUUAGGAAGGGAAGGAAAGGAGGGCUGUGCCUUGGACCCAGAAGCAGAGCGAGGACAAGGAACAACCUGUUGUGCAGCAGCCCCCCGUAGAGUUGGGUCAAGUUAAUGCUGCAGUCCGUGCUCCCGGGUCUGCUGUGCCCUGAAGACAAUUCCAGGUGGGAAUGUGCAGAGUGAUGGGCUACACUGAAAGGCAGGACUAAUGCCCACCCCCAGGGAUGGGACUACGUCUUGGAUUCCAACUCCAGGAGAAGCAGUAACUAGGAGAGAUGGCAAACCUUGUCUUUGGAGAAUUCCAUCACAAACUAAAAGGGAGUCCUCUGUGGGGUGAUAUUACAAAGGUGGUUUCUUGUGUUUCUUUUCCUUGGUUGUUUUGUUUCUUUCAAGAUUCCUUACUGGCUUGCUGCCAGCAAUUGAACUGUGUUCUUUCUAGAGCUAGAGCUGUUUGUGUCUUCUGCGAAUAAACUUAUUCUGUUAAAACCA